Messenger RNA from Gaeumannomyces tritici R3-111a-1, 1101 nucleotides. RefSeq lists its product as hypothetical. The record is from RefSeq and is a predicted model, not a curated record. The transcript has 4 exons. Lineage: Eukaryota; Fungi; Ascomycota; Sordariomycetes; Magnaporthales; Magnaporthaceae. Bases 1 to 1101 code for a protein of 366 amino acids.
AUGACGGACACCUUCUCGCGCAGGCGGCUCACACCCGCCGCCGCUACCCCCGCGCCGCCACGAGCACCCCGGCACGACGCGGCCGUCGAGUCGUACGACCUGCAGCUCGCCAUCCUCGCCGCCUUCUUCGACUCCAUCGCCAACGGCCGCGACGACCUCCUCACCUCCUUCGUUUCCGCCGGGCUCGUCUCGCCCGACUACCCCAGCCCGCACGGCGAGACGCCGCUCCUCGUCGCCGUGCGCGCGGCCGCCCCCGACCGCGCGCGCGCUGCUGGCCCUGGGCGCCCGACGCCGACGGCUUCGGCCGGCCGCACGACCAGCAUCAGCGUUUCCGCCGCGUCCCCGGGCCCCCACGCCGCACGCCGUUCGCGGCGGCCACGUCCGAUACUCGAGCUCCACCUCGUCGCCUACCUGCCCGCCCGCCGCGCCGGUGCUUUGCUGCGCUGGCGGGCCGCGCGCGCGCGCGAGGCCGAGGCCGCCCGCAACGCCGCUCGGGGCGUUGCGCUUUUCGUUUACUUGUGGAGGCGCCAUUAUGACAUGGGCCGCUGGUGUGUUCGCCAAAUACGCGAGGUGCCGCACCAUGUUGAGCGUGCCGUCCGGGGCGUUGCCGAAGCGGCCCGGCGCGCCCCGGAGCUGGCGCGCUGGAUGGGCGCGGCGCUGCAACGCUUGGCCGUUCGGAUCCCGGGGGCGGUGGCGGUUGCGGCGCGCUGGGCGGGUGAGGGGCUCCAGGGCUUGAUGGGCGCGCUGCUGGGCGUGGCGGAAUGCGCGGUCUCGGUGCUGCAUACGGCGGCGGCGGCGGUGGUGGGUUUAUUUGGCGCCGUGACGCUGACGGACGUGCGCAACGGCCUCGUGGCGCUCGGGCGGGCCGUCGUCGUCGACCUGCCCAAGGCGCUGUGGUGCGUUGUCGCGCGGUUAGGGGACAUGGCGUGGGACUUCCUCGCGGCGCUCCUAGGGGAUCUCGGCGGCAUGCUUUGGUAUCUGGGCUACGCGGUCGUCUGGCUGGUCCGGUUUAUCCCCAAGGAAGUGGGCAAGAUACUGAUGGCGGCGGCACGCUUGGGGUUCCGCGAGUUUAAGAUCCGGCUAGAUCCGAAAAUGGUGUAA